Thalassophryne amazonica is the source of this 5000-nucleotide messenger RNA. It is a transcript of the gene fbrsl1, whose product is annotated as fibrosin-like 1. NCBI's taxonomy places the organism in Eukaryota, Metazoa, Chordata, Actinopteri, Batrachoidiformes, Batrachoididae. The record is from RefSeq and is a predicted model, not a curated record.
CUCUCAGCUUUUUUCUUUUUUUUCUCCUCUCCCCCUUUAACACCAUGGAUGGGAAGCUGAAGCAGGCUCGGAGAUGUCGCUCCAAGCGCGAGAGGGUGCGGAGGUUGCGGGAGGCGGGGAGCAGAGACGACCCCAACUCCUCCUGCUCCGACAGGGAGGGACACAGUCCGCGGAGGGACGUCGCCUCCCUGGCCUCUCCGAAGGCGCCGCGCCCCGCCGCCGCCGCCCGAGCGCCGCGUCCCCCCCACCGGAGGAGGCGCGAGUCCAGCUCGCAGGAGGAGGACAUCAUUGAUGGAUUUGCCAUCACCAGCUUCACCAGCCUGGACCGUCUGGAGAAGAAGACAGCAGUGGUGAAAGCACAGGAGAAGAAGGAGCGGUGGAAGGAGAAAAAGGUGGCGAAACGACCGAAGAAGGACGAGGAGCAGGAGGUCGGGAAUGAGGCGGAGAAUGUCCAGCCGGUGGUGGAUCCCCUGGAGAAUGGCUUCCUUCAUCACGCCCAGCGGGAGCAGGAGAGGAUGAACGAGAGGCUCCUGAAGAAGACUUACUCCAAGAAGAACAAAAUGAUCAAACCUCUGGUGGUACGUCCAGUCAAAAUCAGCGAGGUCGAGACAGUACAGGAGCUGAACCGGCCCCACAGGAGCAACUCCAAGGAGCAGCUCAGCGAGAGUUCCACUCACUCGCUGUCAGGCCGCGGCUACUCGGUGCAGCCAGCAGCAGUGGUCCUCCUCAAGUGUGACAGCGAGAGUGACAUUGAUGACAAGGUGUCUGAUGUAGGAUCGGAGAAGCUGUUUUCACCCACCACACCCAAAGGUGUGCUGACGAAUGAGAGUCCAGAGUCCAAGACCUGUAGCUCAGCCAAAGUCUCAGGACUCCAGCGCAGCCAGGAGCAGAGCAAAAACGAGGUGUCCUUUGCACCUCCUAUACCCAGCCCUACACCGGCCUCGGCGCCUACGGGCUCCCCUGCCCCGGCCGCAGCAGCGGCACCCUCAGAGACUCCUAGGUUGCACCUCCCCACCCCACCUGCCCUGAGUGUCAAGAAGGAGCAGCAGCCACCAGCCCCUAUCCCUACCCCACCCCUGCUGAGGGCACCACCCCACCCUCAGCCCCAUCCUCCUCACCCACACUCCCACCCGGAGCCCCGGGUGCUUCCGCCCCCUCAGCAUCACGCCCGGCCAUUAAUCAGUCACCAAGUGCACCAUCCACUGCAGUACAACAGCCUGCACGACAUCAGCCACAGCAACAGUCCACUGGGUCUACCGAAACAGCACCUCACCCCCUCCCCUCACCACCAUCUCAGCGGGCUCCCAUCCUCAGCCCCCGCCUUGCCUCUGUCCAUAGCCAACCUCUCUACCUCGCACUAUUCCUCCUUACGGAGUCCGGCACAUCGCCAUCCGGCCAUGUUCGCAACCUCAGCCACACUGCCGCCACCACCAACCUUACCAACCAACAGUUUAGUGGUGCCUGGGCACCCCGCCGGCACCCCUUAUCCAGAGCAUGACCUUCUAAGGCAGGAGCUGAACAACCGCUUCCUGGUUCAGAGUUCAGAACGGGGCCGGGGGCCGUCCGCCUCGCCGCUGGCCCCCGUGUCACUGCUGAGGGCCGAGUUUCACCAACACCAGCACAUGCAUCAGCACCAACACACCCACCAGCACACCUUCACGCCCUUCCCUGCCAGUCUCCCCCCGGCCGCCAUCCUCACCCCGCCCACCGCACCUCCCAUGGUGCGUACCCAAGCCAGAAAUUUCGACAAAUACACCCCUAAACUGGACAAUCCAUUCAUCAGACAUUCAAACUUUUUCCCCUCCUAUCCGCCCACCAUGCCAGGCAUGCCGCCUCUGCUGCCACACUCAGGACCCUUCAGCUCACUGCAGGGAGCCUUCCAGCCCAAGGCAUCCAAUCCCAUCGAUGUGGCGGCUCGUCCCGGAGCAGUACCUCACACACUCCUGCAGAAGGAUCCACGGAUAACAGAUCCAUUCAGGACGUCUGUCAGGAAACCUGGCAAGUGGUGCGCAGUGCAUGUCCAGAUCGCAUGGCAGAUCUACCACCACCAGCAGAAAAUGAAGCAAAUGCAGCUGGAUCCUCAACUAGACAUGAACGGGAAGCUUGAUUUGUUCAGUCGACCGGCCCCAGGAGUCUUCCCAGGGUUCCCCUACCCUCAUGACCUCACACGACCCCUCUUCUCCUCCACAGGCUCUGGUCACCCGCCUCCCUCUCCCUAUGGCCCCACGCCUCACCCCAGUGGCUUCCUGCCUCCUAGCCAUUUGGCAGGUAAGUAUCCUUUCAGUCGCUCCAGUUCCUUUGGCGGCCUCGGGAACCUUUCAAGCAGUGCCUUCGGAGGAUUAGGCAACCCCUCGCUCGGGUCCAAUAGUGUGUUUGGCACAAAGGAGGGUCCAGGAGGACUGCCCACGUUCGGCAGCCCCCACCACGACACCUGGAACAGGCUUCGACGCACCCCACCAUCUUUUCCUACCCCUCCACAGUGGCCCAAAUCUGCAGACGCAGAGAGAAGUGCUUCAGCCAACAGUCACGAGAGAGAGCGAGAGAGGGAGCGGGAAAGAGAGAGGGAGAAACGAGACUCAUCCAUUGGGAAAGAGGAGAAGGAUAAAGACAGAGAUUCAGUGGAUCGCAACCGCCACUCCAACCGCUCAUCUCCAGCUUCUGCACCGAUCAACUACCAGAUCAGCAGCCUGAUACGUGCCAGCAGCCAGAACUCUAAUGAUUCGGGUCGCCAUCAUAGCGGCAGCGUAGACCGGGUUCGCGAGGCAGAGAAGGAUCUGCUGGAGCGCCACAGAGAGUCCUCCACGCUAGUUGAUGUUAAGGUGAAAGAGAGCCGCUCGCCUGGAAAGGAGGUGCUCGAGAGGAGAUCCUCCGAAGACUCCAUCAAACCUACUCAGCGUUCUCCAUCUCCUUACUCCAAGGCAGCCCUCACUGAACAGGGCAUGAAAAUGGUCAGCGGGCCCCCACCUACACUCAAGGACAGCGAGAGGAAAGAGCCCCCACCUACAGAGCUCCUCCAUAAGGUCAAAAAUGACAUGAAGAUUAAGGAGGAGAGGAAGGAGGAGCAAGAGGUUAUGGUGGUGAGUUCCGAACCCGCCUCCCAACCACCAGUUCAGUCUCUCCCUGUUCCUGUCUCCCAACCUGGAAACCCCCACCACAAUCACCCACCUUUAUCCCAGCAGCCUCCUCUUCAUUCUCCACGUGGAAGCGACAUCCCAGCACCGAGCCUACAUGGAGUCCCCAUGGCACACUCACUCCCUUUUUCUAUGAGCACCAUGCCCCAGAUGGGCAGCCUAAAUGUGCUCGACCGGGCCCGCAUGGCUCCCUUCAUGGGUGUGAGCCCUCUUGCGGUGGGUAGGGAGCGGCUACCUCACCCAGCCUUCCCUUGGGACCCUCUUAGGGAGGCGUACCGGAGCCUGGACCUGCAGCGCCGCAUGGACUUUCAGUUAACUGAGCAAGGACAUCGCUUCCCCAGCAUGUACGAACAGGAGCGUGCAUAUCGUGAGAGGGAAGCUCACAACUACUCUCACCACGAACACCUGCUGGAGGUGCGCAGGGAGCACGAGAGGAUGAGGCAGCAGGCGGAGGAGCGAGAACGGCUUCACCUGAGGGAGGAGCUGGACAGAGCACGACUCCAUCAGUUGCACCAGUCCCCUAUGGAAGGCCACCUCCCCCACAUGCCCCCCUUUAUGCCCCACCUAGGGGGCAUGCCCUACCCUAGACUCAGCCCCUCCACAGGACACAACGGCCCUCUCAACAGAACGCCCCCUACUGCCGCUCUCAGUGCCCCUCCUCCCCUUGUACCAGCUGGCAGCGCCAGGCCAGCCUCGCCCAGGAGGACUACUCCGCUUACAACCACCCAAGACCCACGGGACUACUCCCCAUCUCGCAACCCGAAAGAGGUAGAGGCACGGUAGCUUCUGAGGAAAAGUGCACAGUCUUAGUAGACCGUCACGUGUCCCGCUCCCCCAAAACCGACACGUUACUAUGAACAAAAUGCACUUAAGCAGAGAAGAGUAUAAAUAAAUCCCAGAGGAAAGGGUGUGAUUGUACAAAGUCAAAGUGAGUCAGGCUGACUUUUAUUUUUUAGUGGACUAAAGGUUGAAUCAUGUCUGUAAAGAGAACACACGUGUGUUGUAUGUUUAUAUUAUCCAACGUAAAUAUUUGAUAAUUAUUAAUAUAUUAAUCUAAUACCUUUUUUUCAGCUUUGUGCAAAAGAGAGGUCCUGAAAUGAGUUUGUACAUUUCCUAUCCUUGUUCCAUGUAUAGAUAUCAUUUCUAUGAAUUUAAUGUAUUUUGUGCUUUAGUCACGCCUUUUACAAUAUUUAUCCCAGUUGAUUGUGAGACAUAUGCAUUAUGACCCACUGUAAAGACUGGAUUUUGGUUUCAAUAAUUUAACCUCAUGGUACCAGGAUAUCCUCAAUGACAAUGUACGACGUUACAUUAUUUGUUUUGCCUUUGAGAUAUGCAGAUAAAUAUAUAUUAUGAGGUCUUUGGUCAGUCUCUGUACAGAAAACUGAUGUAAAUAACUUGUUGACAUUUCUUUGCUGCAAAAUUGCCUUGUAAAUUUAUUAGGCUUUUUAACCAUUUCUAGAAAAAACAAAAUUAAAGAUGGGAAUCUCUUACCUGGUGGAUGUCAUGGUAACUGAGACACCUGGGCUGCGGUAGGAGGUUUGAAAAGUGGGUGUUGUUAGGGGGUCAUAAAGGAUCAUCAGGAAUCUAUGCAAAGCAUCAUCCAGCACCCUGAUGGAGGCAUCACGCGGGGGUGGGGGGGCAGUAGGUGGACAGAAACUCAGAUUACCACGUUUAUUUUCACCAAUGGAAAUAAUGGAGUUACUCAGACUUCCAGGUCACAAACUGGACCACUCACGGACAGAAAAGGAGUACACAUUCAGUGGGCGGUUAAAGGACUUUCUCUGUCAACAUUGUGGUGUUGUGCAGUUGUUUUUCUUAGGCUCUUGUAUACAAAACAAGUAGAAUUUUAGGCGUGAAAAAAAUGACAAU